CACAUAUAUAUUCUCAUUAUAGAAAGGCAAUUAGAGUCAAAAAGUAUUGACUUUUCUUCGAUAACGUAUUACCAGAAGACAUCCGAAUACAAAUUUCGACUCACUACCCUAUUCCACAAUUCAAUUACGGGUAGGGACGACCGAGCAAGGAACAUGUCUGCAAGGAGGGAAUCUCGUUCUGGCGAUCAAGGUACCAAUGGAAAGCAUUAGAGUACUGCAUGACGGGUGUCCAUGUAUCUGGCCUGCUUCCUUCGAUCCGAACUGAAGCAAUGGCGGCUACUGGGCUGAGAAACACCGUUUGAACCUGAUCAGAGCGUAAUUCCUGCGCAGGGACAUGCCUUCUCACCCCCUACCAUGUUAUGAAUAUGAGCAAUUGACGUUGGCAGUUCCGCACCCACCAUGUCGACCGACAAGAUCACCUUCUUGACGAACUGGCACGCGACGCCAUACCACGCCCCUCUAUACCUCGCUCAAGCCAGGGGAUACUUCCAAGAUGAGGGUAUCAAAGUUGCCAUCUUGGAGCCCAACGACCCAAGUGACGUGACCGAGAUCAUCGGAACACAGAAGGUAGAUCUUGGCUACAAAGCCAUGAUUCACACGCUUGCUGCCAAAGCUCGUGACUUCCCGAUCCUGUCGAUUGGUUCGCUGCUCGACGAGCCUUUCACUGGUGUCGUUUACCUCAAGGACAGCGGUAUCACCACCGAUUUCCGCACCUUGAAGGGCAAGAAGAUCGGCUAUGUCGGAGAGUUUGGCAAGAUCCAAAUCGACGAGCUUACUUCUCACUACGGAAUGGCGCCCACGGAUUACACUGCAAUCCGCUGCGGUAUGAAUGUGUCCAAGGCCAUCAUCAAGGGCGAGAUUGAUGCCGGCAUUGGUCUCGAGAACGUCCAGAUGGUGGAGCUUGCAGAAUGGCUUGCGUCCCAGGGACGCCCAAAGAAUGACGUCCAGAUGCUUCGCAUUGACGAGCUCGCAGAGCUGGGCUGCUGCUGCUUCUGCUCCAUCCUCUACAUCGGCAACGAGACCUUCAUCUCCCAAAACCCAGAGAAGGUCCGCUCAUUCAUGCGCGCGGUUAAGAAAGCGACGGACUUCGUCCUGGCCUCUCCCGAACAGGCCUGGGCGGAGUACGUCGACUUCAAGCCCGCCAUGGACACCGAGCUGAACCGCAAGAUCUUUGAGCGAUCAUUCGCCUACUUCUCCAAAGACCUCAAGAACGUCGCGCGUGACUGGGAGAAGGUCACCCGCUACGGCAAGCGUCUGGGCUGCUUGCCCGAGGGUUUCGUGCCGAACUACACCAACGAGUUCUUGGAGUGGGAAGGUGAAGGUGACCAGGCCGACCCGACUGGUGACCAGAAGCGCAUGGUAGCAUUGCAACAGGUUGUCGCCGAGGAGGGAGGUUUCCGUCGUCUGGACGUGAAGCGCGCUGCAGUCACCGCCAGUGCAUAAACAAGUCUAAGAGACACCAACCCGGAAAGGGCAAUAUUGUGCAAGUCUGUCUACUGACGAAGCCUGAGGACGUAAGGCGCGCCAUUCAUUUACUACAUCUUUGUGUUGGUUUCCAAGGGAAUGAGAUAUGACACAGAACCAGUUUACAAUCAUUUCCUUUUUCUCCUACAUCCUGUUGAAGGUUGAAAAGACUGAGU
This is a messenger RNA of Dissoconium aciculare CBS 342.82, 1640 nucleotides long. Its product is annotated as pyrimidine precursor biosynthesis enzyme THI11. The transcript has 5 exons. Lineage: Eukaryota; Fungi; Ascomycota; Dothideomycetes; Mycosphaerellales; Dissoconiaceae. The record is from RefSeq and is a predicted model, not a curated record. Gene Ontology annotation, biological process: thiamine biosynthetic process. The coding region runs from base 400 to 1443 and encodes 347 amino acids.